Messenger RNA from Amaranthus tricolor (Joseph's coat), 1774 nucleotides. Its product is annotated as putative glucose-6-phosphate 1-epimerase. The transcript has 8 exons. Gene Ontology annotation, molecular function: carbohydrate binding; isomerase activity. The record is from RefSeq and is a predicted model, not a curated record. Gene Ontology annotation, biological process: carbohydrate metabolic process. Bases 370 to 1290 code for a protein of 306 amino acids. NCBI's taxonomy places the organism in Eukaryota, Viridiplantae, Streptophyta, Magnoliopsida, Caryophyllales, Amaranthaceae.
CGUUUUUAGAGUAAAAGUUAGUUAAAGUGGUAGUUGAAAGUCCUUAUUUUCCUUAAAAAUUUAUUAAUCAAAAAGAAAGUCCAAUAUUCUCAACUGUUAACAAUAAUAAAAAUAAUAAUAUUUUUUUCCAAAAUAAUUGGCGGCUACCCUUUUUAUUUAAACCCUUCACUUGGUUUAUCCCAUUUUCUGCAUCUUCUUACUCUUUUUCCUCUAUGUGUGUCCUCUUUUUCUGCCUUUAUUGAUUGCCCCAUUAUUUGAGUCGGUGGAUUUAGAAAUCUUAAGCUUAGAAGCUGGAAACUACCAAAAAAAAGUCUAUAUAUUCGCACAAAUUACUUUAAAGCUUAUUUUUUGAAGAAUUAAGAAGAAAAAAUGACAAAUUGUGAAGAAACUCCCUUAGAUUCAAGAGAUGGUUCAUUUGAAGAAAUUACGGAUAAAAAUGGUGUUGUUCAUGUCAUUAUUCGGAACUCUAGAGGCGCUUCGGUUCGGAUAAGCUUGUAUGGGGGCCAAGUUCUUUCAUGGAGAAAUGAACAAGGAGAAGAAUUAUUAUUCAUGAGCAGUAGGGCUACGUUUAAGCCACCAAAUGCAGUCCGAGGUGGGAUUCCCAUUUGUUUUCCUCAGUUUGGAAGCAAGGGACUAUUAGAGCAACAUGGGUUUGCAAGAAAUCGAAUGUGGACGAUCGAUGAUCAGCCUCCUUCACCAAAAAUUAAUGGAUUAAAAGGCCAUGCUUCCGUGGAUUUAGUGUUAAAACCUUCUGAGGAAGAUUAUAAAGUAUGGGCUAACAGAUUUGAAAUUCGACUGAGGGUUACACUAACAGAAGAAAACAAUCUGAUUAUGAGAUCUCGCGUUAAGAAUGUUAAUGGCAAACCUUUCAAUUUCUCUUUUGCAUUCCGUACAUAUUUCGCAAUCUCAGACAUCAGUGAAGUUCGAGUAGAGGGAUUGGAGACUCUGGAUUACUUCGAUUGUUUACAAGACAGACAAAGAUUUACAGAACAAGGAGAUGCCUUAACAUUUGAAUCAGAGGUUGAUCGGAUAUAUCUGAGUUCAUCAGAUGUAGUUGCACUCUUCGAUCAUGGAAGUAAAAGAACAUUUCAGAUAAGAAAACAAGGGCUUCCUGAUGUAGCUGUGUGGAAUCCAUGGGAGAAAAAGGCAAAGGCAUUACAAGAUCUUGGUGAUGAGGAAUACAAAAAAAUGUUAUGUGUGGAUGGUGCAGCAAUUGAGAAACCCAUCACCCUUAAGCCUGAAGAAGAAUGGAGUGGACUAUUGGAAUUAUCAGUCCUUUCUUCUUGCUAAUUAAGGAUAACAAAUACAGCUUAUAUGUUAUAUUUAGGAAAAAUAAUAAUCAUGCAUGUUGCCAUAUUUUCGAGGCAAUAUGCUGUUUAUAUAUAUAUAUAUAUAUAUAUAUAUAUAUAUAUAUAUAUAUAUAUAUAUAUAUAUAUAUAUAUAUAUAUAUAUAUAUAUUUAAUUACAACAUUUUACUAUUUAUCGUAAUAGAAUAAAUGUUGCAAUUAAAACAAUGAGGAAGUAUUUAAAAUUUCUGACUGCUACGUAUUAUCUGCAAGUUCAGCUAUCAAUAGGAUAUAAGGAUUUUUUCUUUUAUUUUUGUUCCAUUUUGGGUAUGAUGGGUUUUAACUUAAUUUUGGUGAGGUUGGUAAAAGAUAUGUUCAUUUGCAAUUGUAUAUCUAUGAUGCUGAUUUGCCCUUAAGAUUAUUUACUCAAGGUCAAUGAGAUUGUAAACUUUGUAUUAUUACUAUUGUUUAAUUUAUGUUAACUAAAA